AUGCAGCUACUCACUGUUCUUCUGGCCUCUGCCUCUGUGGCUCACGCCCACUACAACUUCAACGCCUUGAUUUACGGUGGCACCACUCAACCGACCUGGCAACAAGUCCGAGAGCGAUCCGACAUGAAUAGCCAUGGACCGGUAACAGACACUUCAUUGCUGGAUAUCCGAUGUGGAAAGGAUGCAUCCACCGCAUUUGCUCCAGGUAUCUUGUCAGUAGCCGCAGGAGAGACCCUCGGCUUUGCCGUCGACCCAGAAAUUCAGCAUCCUGGUCCAGCUCUAGCCUACUUGGCUAAAAUUCCAGCCGGAAAGACUGCUGCGAACUGGGACGGGAGUGGUGCUGUUUGGUUCAAGGUUUGGGAACAAGGCCCUACCGCUCUAAAUACAAAUGGAGGAGUCUGGCCUUCAAGCGGUUUGAAGACUCUCAGCUUCUCAAUCCCCAAAGCUACACCAUCCGGUGAUUAUCUUGCACGAAUUGAGCAUAUUGGCCUCCACGCAGCUGGCCAGAAGAACGGUGCACAGUUUUAUCUGUCCUGCGGACAAAUUACGGUUACGGGCGGUGGCAGUGGAACUCCAAGCCCAUUGGUUUCGUUCCCUGGAGCUUACUCGGCAACUGACCCUGGAAUUCUGAUCCAAAUCUAUUACCCUGUGCCAACCAGCUAUACUAUUCCUGGCCCAAAGGUCUGGACUGGAUAG
Venustampulla echinocandica is the source of this 696-nucleotide messenger RNA. RefSeq lists its product as uncharacterized. NCBI's taxonomy places the organism in Eukaryota, Fungi, Ascomycota, Leotiomycetes, Helotiales, Pleuroascaceae. The transcript is spliced from 4 exons. The record is from RefSeq and is a predicted model, not a curated record. The coding region runs from base 1 to 696 and encodes 231 amino acids.